GCAAGAUUAUUGACAUUUGACACAGUAUAGAUAAAAGUUUAUUCUGUCUAAUUUAGUCUAUUCUGUGUUAAUUAGUUGACUGUUGAGUACAACAACAGUACAAGAUACAAAGUACAAGUAAGUACUAAACCGCAGUUUUGUUUUCUAAAUUCUAUUAAAUAAAUUAGUGCUUUAUAUUUUGUGAUAGUUUUUUUUAAGUCUAAAUACCCUUCGUGCAGUAAUAUUUCAAAGCAAACCUACGCAAUUUGGUUUGCAAUUGUAACAAAAUCAGCCUAAACAAUCAUUAUGGGAACCAAAUUUAGAUUUGCUAUUGAUCGAGGAGGUACGUUUACAGACGUUUAUGCUGAAUGCCCCAACGGUAAGGUACAGGUAAUGAAACUGUUGUCUUUGGAUCCAUCGAAUUACGACGAUGCUCCUCGUGAAGGCAUCAGACGGAUAUUGCAAUCGGAAACUGGAAUACGAAUGCCACAAACCGAACCAAUCGACAGUUCCUAUAUUGAAUGGAUUAGAAUGGGCACAACUGUGGCUACGAAUGCUCUUUUGGAACGUAAAGGAGAACGAAUGGCACUUUUAAUUACAAAAGGGUUUAAAGACUUACUACAUAUUGGUAACCAAGCGAGACCAAAAAUAUUUGACUUGGAAAUCACUACUCCGGAUGUGCUUUAUGAUGAAGUUGUUGAGGUAGACUGUAGAGUAAUUAAUUUAAAAUGUGAAAAAAGUGAUAAUUUGGAAUCCAUUUGGGGUGAUGUUCCAGUCGUGCAUGGGGUUACAGGUGAAGAACUAUUGAUAUUGAAACCAGUCGAUGAGAUAGCUGUACACAAUGAUUUAUUGUCAUUAAAAGCUAAAGGAUUCAAUAGUAUUGCUGUAGCUUUUAUGCAUUCCUACACUUAUACUGAACACGAGUUAACUGUUGGCAGAAUAGCAAAAGAAGUAGGUUUUGGUCACGUGUCUUUGUCUCAUGAUAUUAUGCCGAUGGUGAAAAUCGUACCUAGAGGUUUUACGGCUUGUGCAGAUGCGUAUUUAACUCCUCAUAUUCAAAAAUAUGUCCAAAGUUUCGCUUCGGGGUUCAAAAAUAACUUGAAAGACGUCAAUAUACUAUUCAUGCAAAGUGAUGGUGGUCUCACGCCCAUGGACAGUUUCAAUGGUUCAAGAGCUAUUUUAUCGGGUCCAGCUGGUGGUGUAGUCGGAUACACAGCCACUACUCCGUAUAAACCUAUUAUAGGCUUUGAUAUGGGCGGUACCUCAACGGACGUUAGUCGAUACGAUGGAACAUUUGAACAUGUCUUUGAAUCCAUUACUGCUGGUGUUACUAUUCAAGCACCUCAAUUGGACAUAAAUACCGUAGCGGCUGGUGGAGGCAGCAGAUUGUUUUUUAGAUCCGGCUUAUUCGUUGUUGGACCUGAAAGCGCAGGAGCUCAUCCUGGACCAACGUGUUAUCGCAAGGGAGGUCCAAUUACAGUAACGGACGCAAACCUGGUUCUCGGCAGAUUAUUACCAGAAUAUUUUCCGUCGAUAUUUGGCCCGACUGAAGACUUGCCAUUAGACAAAGAAGCGGCUCUAAAUGAAUUUAAAGCUCUUACUGUUGAAGUAAAUAACUUUUUAAAAAGCCAAUCGGAAAAUUCCAAGCUAAUGUCUGUUGAAGAUGUAGCCAUGGGAUUUAUUAGAGUUGCUAAUGAAGCGAUGUGCCGUCCAAUCAGAGCAUUAACCCAAGCUCGAGGAUACGAUACGCGGCUACACACUCUAGCAUGUUUUGGUGGAGCCGGAGGUCAACAUGCUUGUGCCAUUGCUCGUUCUCUGGGAAUUGGCCGAGUAGUUGUACAUAAAUAUGCUGGAAUUUUAUCGGCAUAUGGUAUGGCGUGUGCUGAUGUCGUUCACGAAAUACAGGAACCCUGUUCUGUUACGUAUGAUAGUGACAACUUUUCAUACCUUAAUGAGCGUAUUUCUACUAUGAGAAGCAAAUGUAUAGAGGAACUUAAAAAACAAGGUUUCUCAGAUAAUCAAAUCCGUGUUGACCCUUACUUGCAUUUACGAUAUGACGGUACCGACACUGCUCUUAUGUGCUCGGCAGUGCAAAAUGAUUCCACUUGCAAUAAUGCUAUACUCCAAGAUUUCUUGAUUGGUUUUCUUGAAAGAUAUCGCAAUGAAUUUGGUUUUACUCUUCCUGAUCGCAAAGUCUUUGUGGAUGACAUUCGUAUAAGAGGAAUAGGACAGACGUUGUUAGUCGAUUCGAAUGAAGAAACCGAGAAGGCUGAACAUAUCCCGUUUGCUGAAUCGACAACAAAAGUUUUUUUCGAAAAAUUGGGGUAUGUAAGUUGUAGUAUAUACUUAUUUAGUAAUUUAACUAAUGGAAGUGCAAUUACCGGACCGGCCAUUAUAAUGGAUAAAUUGAGUACGAUAUUAAUUGAACCAAUGUGUAAAGCUGUAAUGAGCAAGUCUGAUGAUAUCGAAAUUGAAAUUAACUGCGAUCAGUCUAUGAAAAUUGGCGUUGAAUUAGAACCAAUUCAAUUAAGUAUUUUUUCUCAUAGAUUUAUGAGCAUUGCUGAGCAAAUGGGCAGAAUACUUCAAAGGACAUCUAUAUCGACAAAUAUCAAAGAGCGGUUAGACUUUUCUUGUGCAUUAUUUGGUCCCGACGGAGGCUUAGUGUCUAACGCUCCUCACAUUCCAGUUCAUUUGGGUGCUAUGCAAGAAGCCGUUCAAUAUCAAAUCAAAACAAUCGGUGAUCAAAUUCAAGAAGGCGAUGUCAUCCUUAGUAAUCAUCCAAAAGCUGGAGGCUCUCAUUUGCCCGACUUGACUGUUAUCACACCUGUAUUUUACCCAGGACAGUCGAAGCCGGUGUUCUAUGCAGCAAGUCGAGGACACCAUGCUGAUAUUGGUGGCAUUACCCCAGGAUCAAUGCCGCCUCAUUCUAAAACGCUAUCCGAAGAAGGGGCGCAGUUUAAAAAUUUCUUUUUAGUACACCGCGGUCGUUUCUGUGAAGAAGAAGUUACAAACGCUCUUAUGGCGCCCGCAUCCAUACCCGGAUCGUCUGGUACUAGAAACCUCAAGGAUAAUUUGUCAGACUUGAAAGCUCAAAUUGCAGCAAAUCAUAAAGGCAUUUUCUUAGUGACUGAACUCAUCGACGCCUACGGUUUAGAUGUUGUACAAGCGUAUAUGUAUCAUAUACAAAAAAACGCUGAAUUUGCCGUCAGAGACAUGUUAAAGAACAUUGGUAUAAGUCAUAACAAAUCCAACUCUAAAUCGAAAAUGUUAAACUGUGUUGAUUAUUUGGACGACGGUUCGGCUAUAAAUCUCUCGGUUGAAAUCGACGUGGAAAAUGGAGAAGCUGUAUUUGAUUUCCAUGGAACAGGAUAUGAAGUAUGGGGUAACUGCAAUGCUCCGAAAGCGAUUACUCUGUCGGCAUUGAUAUAUUGUUUAAGAAGUAUGAUCGGUUACGACAUACCGUUAAACCAGGGAUGUUUGAAACCGAUAAAAAUAAUUGUGCCGUCCGGAACGCUUCUUGACCCGUCGGAGAAUGCAGCUGUUGUGGGGGGUAACGUCUUAACUUCUCAGCGAGUUGUAGAUGUAGUUUUGAAGGCGUUCAACGCUGCUGCUGACAGCCAAGGCUGCAUGAACAAUAUAACUUUUGGCCAAGACAAUUGGGGUUAUUACGAAACUGUUGCCGGUGGUGCCGGAGCUGGUCCUACCUGGACAGGUCAAAGUGGUGUCCACACGCAUAUGACUAACACACGCAUAACCGAUCCGGAAAUUCUAGAAAAACGUUACCCGGUAUUUUUGACAACAUUUACGUUACGCAAAAAUUCUGGGGGAAAUGGUAAAUACUUUGGCGGCGAUGGUGUUAUAAGAGAACUACAAUUUAGAUCAACUGUUACGUUAUCCAUACUUACCGAAAGACGAUCGUUCGCACCUAAUGGUAUUAAAGGUGGGGAAAACGGUAAAAAAGGAGAAAAUUUACUAAUCAAACAAGACGGAAGAAAAAUCAGACUCGGUGCUAAAACUGCAGUUGAUAUGGAGCCUGGCGAUAAGUUCUUGUUACUCACUCCAGGAGGUGGCGGUUAUGGUCCUCGAAUUAGCAAGAAUGAAGAAAUUACAAGCGUCGAGAAAAUAAAGAAAAUCCCCGUGAGGGAACAAGGUUCUUUGUACAACUAUCAAAUGUUACAAGAGUCGGCUUAAAUAUAAAUUCAUAAUUUUAACCAAUCUUUCGUCGCUAUUAAUUGACACCACUUAUCAUUUGUUGUUUGUGUGUCAUUACUCAUUACGGUAUGACUUUUUUUUUUAUUAUUGUUAUAAACUUCUUAUUUUUCAUUGAACUAAUCUCAUCCGAUCCAAAAAAUAUAUGUAACGUUUAAAUUAUAUUAUAUUUUUGGAUAACAACCGAUAUCUAAUGCAUACCUUAAUUAUUGCUCAAUGCCUAGUUACCAAUUUGAUUGUGAGGCAAUUUAAGUGUUUUAGAACAAUAUGCAUUUGUGAUUUUGUAUACUCUAACAAAAUUUAAGUUUUAUAUAUUAUAU
Messenger RNA from Adelges cooleyi (spruce gall adelgid), 4508 nucleotides. Its product is annotated as 5-oxoprolinase. Bases 286 to 4170 code for a protein of 1294 amino acids. NCBI's taxonomy places the organism in Eukaryota, Metazoa, Arthropoda, Insecta, Hemiptera, Adelgidae. The record is from RefSeq and is a predicted model, not a curated record. The transcript has 23 exons. Gene Ontology annotation, molecular function: 5-oxoprolinase (ATP-hydrolyzing) activity. Gene Ontology annotation, biological process: glutathione metabolic process. Gene Ontology annotation, cellular component: cytosol.